Jatropha curcas is the source of this 1300-nucleotide messenger RNA. RefSeq names its product mitochondrial uncoupling protein 5. Gene Ontology annotation, biological process: transmembrane transport. Lineage: Eukaryota; Viridiplantae; Streptophyta; Magnoliopsida; Malpighiales; Euphorbiaceae. The record is from RefSeq and is a predicted model, not a curated record.
UUACUCUCUCAACUCUCACUACACUCGCCAUUCCUCUUCACUAUUUCACUUGUCUUUUCUCUGUUUUCUUAUUAUAAUUAACGUACUCAAUAACCAUCUUUUUCAUAUAAAACUUCCAUUAAAAUGGGUUUGAAGGGUUUUGUUGAAGGUGGUAUUGCCUCCAUCGUUGCUGGAGCUUCCACACACCCUCUUGACCUAAUCAAAGUCCGUAUGCAACUUCAAGGUGAAUCCCAACUCCCAAAUCCACCUUCCCUUCGAGCUUACCGCCCUGCACUUGCCUUUAACACGGUUGCCACUGCCAAUAUUUCACUCCCAACAACUUUGCAAGUCCCUGCUCCGGCAGCUGCUCGUGUUGGACCUAUUUCUAUCGGUGUACGUAUCAUUCAAUCUGAAGGUGUCGCUGCUCUUUUCUCUGGUGUCUCCGCUACUAUUCUCCGUCAAACCUUAUACUCCACCACCCGAAUGGGCCUUUACGAUAUUCUCAAAAAGAAAUGGACUGACCAAGAUACAGGAAGUAUGCCACUUGUACGCAAGAUUGUUGCUGGACUAAUCUCCGGCGGUGUUGGAGCCGCCGUAGGUAACCCUGCUGACGUGGCGAUGGUACGCAUGCAAGCUGAUGGACGUUUACCAAUUGAGCAACGUAGAAACUACAAAAGUGUGUUUGACGCUUUAACUCAAAUGUCAAAGCAAGAAGGGAUUGCUAGCCUAUGGCGCGGCUCAAGUCUUACUGUGAAUCGUGCCAUGAUCGUGACAGCAUCGCAGCUCGCAUCAUAUGAUCAAAUCAAGGAGAUGAUAUUGGAAAAGGGUGUGUUGAGCGAUGGGAUUGGAACCCACGUGACGGCGAGCUUUGCAGCUGGGUUUGUGGCGUCGGUGGCUUCAAACCCUAUCGAUGUGAUAAAAACUAGGGUUAUGAAUAUGAAGGUGGAGGCAGGGGCAGAGCCGCCGUAUAAGGGUGCAUUAGAUUGUGCAAUGAAGACCGUGAAGGCGGAGGGACCUAUGGCCUUGUAUAAGGGAUUUAUCCCUACAAUUUCUAGACAAGGACCUUUUACCGUUGUGCUCUUCGUUACGCUUGAGCAAGUACGGAAAAUGCUUAAAGAUUUUUAAUCGUCAUAUUAAUGAGACAAAAUAAAAUCAUAUCUGUGAUUUAUAGAUUCAGAUAAUUGUAUUCUUUUGCUUUUGAUAGGCAUGAAUGAAACUCUAUAAUUGCUAGAGAAUAGUCCUAUUUAGAAUCAUGGAAGUCAACCGAUGAAAGAAAAAUGAGAAUGAAUUGGUCAAUUAUCUAUCUUAUGAAAUUGAAUUA